CGUCACCAAUCUCUAGGCGGAUCCAACAACUCGUGCAUCCCUUACCCAUCUCGUUAAGCCCCCAGAAAAGUAUACCGCCCCGACCCGUCCGGCCAAUUCGCGCACCUCCGCCCGCCUCCCCUUCGCUCGCUCCACCCAGAUCUCGCCGCGAUGGCCCUCGCCAGCGCCACCGCCCGCGCCCUCCUCCUCCUCCUCCUCGCUGUCGCCGGGAUCCUCCUCCGUCCGGCGGCGGCGGAGAUCAAGCAGGAGUCCUUCAAGGACGACUCCCGCUCCUCCAUCCUCUUCGAGAAGUUCGGCUUCUCCCACCGCGGCUCGGUGUCCAUCUCCGUCACCGGCGCCAAGGCCGCCUCCUCGCUCGCCAAGCCGGACCCGUCGCAGCUCGGAUUCUUCCUCCUCUCCGAUGAGGCGCUCUUCGAGGCCAUCUACGAGCAGCCGCCGCCCACGGAUCUGAACCCCAACCCUGAAUCCUCCCCGGGAUGCGUCCUCUCCAGCCCCUACGUCACGCCGCUCUUCACCUUCGCCGAUCUCGACCGCGGAGGUCACUACAACAAGACCUUCCCCAUCACCCACCCCGACGAGUACAGCCUCUUCUUCGCCAACUGCGCGCCCGAGACCGCCGUCACCAUGGAGGUCCGCACCGACAUGUACAACACCAACCCGGACGGCACCAAGGACUACCUCUCUGUCGGUCAGGCCCCUGUCCCGGCGAUCUACGCCUUCUUCGCCGUCUGCUACGUCGUGUUCCUGGCCGGCUGGCUCUACAUCACCCUCUACCGCAACCGCCUCUCCGCGCACCGCAUCCACCACCUCAUGUCCGGCCUGCUUGUCGCGCGUAUGCUCUACUGCAUCUCGGCAGCCGAGGACCAGCACUACAUCCGCACCGCUGGGACACCGCACGGGUGGGACGUGAUGUUCUACCUGUUCCAGCUUGUGAAGGGUGUGAUCUUGUUCGCCGUGAUUGCGUUGAUUGGGACCGGGUGGUCAUUCCUGAAGCCGUUCCUGCAGGACAAGGAGAAGAAGGUGCUCAUGGUGGUGAUCCCGUUGCAGGUUGCAGCUAACAUUGCUGCUGCUGUGGUCGGCGAGACCGGACCAUUCUUUCAGGGAUGGAUAACAUGGAACCAGAUCUUGUUGUUUGUUGACGUCGCUUGCUGCUGUGCCGUGCUCUUCCCAGUUGUUUGGUCGAUGCGUUCUCUGCGGGAGUCAUCCAAGACAGAUGGCAAGGCAGCCCGAACCCUUGCCAAGCUCACUCUUUUCCGCCAGUUCUAUGUCGUCGUGAUUGGAUACCUGUACUUCACUAGGAUCAUUGUGUAUGCGCUCAAGACAAUCACCAACUACAAGUACAGAUGGGUGAGUGUUGCGUCUGAGGAGGUUGCCACCAUGGCAUUCUACAUGUUCAUGUUCUACAUGUUCAGGCCAGCUGAGAGAAACCAGUACUUUGCGCUCGACGACGAUGAAGAGGAAGCUGCAGAGCUGGCGCUCCGUGAAGAGGAGUUUGAGCUCUAGAGAAUUAUGAAGGAUACCAAAUAUCAUGGGAAUGCGGCUAUCUUCCGUUCAAUUUCUCCUCGAUGUGUUGUUGAUCAUACUAUACAGAUUCAGGGUUUAGCUUAUAUUUGUGUAUGUGUUGUGGGGAAUCUUCUUUUCUACUCCUUUUAGCUUCAGAAGCUGCCAGUGAGACUUGUGAUAACUGGAUUGCUUAUGUUGCCAAUUAGGGAAAUUUAAUGGCCUUGUCAUUUUGCCUAGUCUCAA
Messenger RNA from Phragmites australis (common reed), 1746 nucleotides. RefSeq names its product protein CANDIDATE G-PROTEIN COUPLED RECEPTOR 7-like. The transcript has a single exon. Gene Ontology annotation, biological process: transport. Gene Ontology annotation, cellular component: membrane; Golgi apparatus. Bases 151 to 1503 code for a protein of 450 amino acids. The record is from RefSeq and is a predicted model, not a curated record. Lineage: Eukaryota; Viridiplantae; Streptophyta; Magnoliopsida; Poales; Poaceae.